Molecule: messenger RNA, 772 nt
Organism: Brassica oleracea var. oleracea
Lineage: Eukaryota; Viridiplantae; Streptophyta; Magnoliopsida; Brassicales; Brassicaceae
Product: peptidyl-prolyl cis-trans isomerase FKBP15-2-like
Exons: 6
Coding region: 35-520 (161 amino acids)
Biological process (GO): protein peptidyl-prolyl isomerization
Molecular function (GO): peptidyl-prolyl cis-trans isomerase activity
Source: RefSeq, a predicted model, not a curated record
CUAAAAGACACUGAAGCAAAAGUGAGGAGCGGCGAUGUUGGCGAAGAGCAAGAUGUGUCUCCUCCGUUACUACUCCCUUUUCUUGAUCGUCUUCUCUCUCAUUUCCCUCGAAGGUUUCGCCAAGAAGACGGGAGAUGUGUCUGAAUUGCAGAUCGGAGUUAAGUUUAAGCCAAAAACGUGUGAAAUUAAGGCUCACAAGGGUGAUAGGAUCAAGGUGCACUACAGGGGGAAACUUACUGAUGGAACUGUAUUUGAUUCGAGCUUCGAAAGGGGUGAUCCGUUCGAGUUUGAACUAGGAAGUGGUCAGGUUAUCAAAGGUUGGGAUCAAGGAUUGCUAGGUGCGUGUGUAGGAGAGAAGAGGAAGUUAAAGAUACCUGCUAAACUUGGAUAUGGUGAACAAGGCUCUCCUCCUACUAUCCCCGGUGGUGCAACACUGAUUUUUGAUACUGAGCUUAUUGCGGUGAAUGGAAAACCAACUGUUGGAGAAGAAGAAGAUGAAGAUGAAGAUGACGAGCUGUAACUGGAUCUCCAUUCUCUAGAUGAAACAAAGUUCUAUGGACGUUUUUUUUUCUUUGGAUGCUUUAGUUUGGCUUCUUCCUUAUAAGUUGUUAUUACUUAAAUGUUCAUCUCGGUUUGGCUUUUGGUUUUAGUUAUAGACAAAAAAAAAAGAACAACUGAAAUUAGGCGCCCAAUACUUUCAAAUAAGAACAGAAAGUAGUUUUAAAAGAAUAGUUUAUGUGUAAAAAACGUGUAAAGACCUUUGUUGAACUGA